CUGAUGAUGUAAUGGUCCAGGGUGGCGCAUGCGCGGUUGCCGGCAGCGUUGGGCAAGGUUGCCGAGAGUCUGGGAUGGAGUCGUACGAUGUGAUCGCCAACCAGCCGGUGGUUAUCGACAACGGCUCCGGUGUUGUCAAAGCUGGUUUUGCAGGUGAUCAGAUUCCAAAGUACUGCUUCCCUAAUUAUGUGGGAAGGCCCAAGCAUGUACGCGUUAUGGCUGGCGCCCUGGAGGGCGAUAUUUUCAUCGGACCAAAAGCUGAGGAACACAGGGGCCUGUUAACAAUCAGGUAUCCAAUGGAACACGGAAUUGUAAAAGACUGGAAUGAUAUGGAACGGAUCUGGCAGUACGUGUAUUCCAAAGACCAACUCCAGACUUUCUCUGAAGAGCAUCCUGUACUCCUCACAGAGGCUCCCUUGAAUCCAAGGAAAAACCGUGAACGUGCUGCUGAGGUUUUCUUCGAGACGUUCAAUGUCCCUGCUUUGUUCAUCUCAAUGCAGGCAGUACUUAGUCUGUAUGCCACAGGUAGAACUACAGGCGUGGUAUUAGAUUCAGGCGAUGGAGUCACACAUGCAGUUCCUAUCUAUGAAGGGUUUGCAAUGCCACAUUCCAUCAUGAGGAUUGACAUUGCAGGACGUGAUGUAUCUCGCUAUUUACGUCUGUUCCUUAGAAAGGAAGGAUAUGAUUUUCAUACAUCAUCAGAAUUUGAGAUUGUGAAAACAAUCAAGGAGCGUGCCUGUUAUCUGUCAAUAAAUCCACAAAAAGACGAAACUCUGGAGACUGAGAAAGCCCAGUACAUCCUGCCUGAUGGAAGCACAAUUGAAAUUGGUCCUGCACGGUUCCGUGCACCAGAGCUGCUCUUUCGACCUGAUCUGAUUGGUGAAGAGUGCGAAGGAAUCCAUGAAGUCUUAGUCUUUGCAAUCCAGAAAUCUGACAUGGAUCUGAGGCGAACGCUUUUCUCUAACAUUGUGCUGUCGGGAGGAUCAACUUUAUUCAAAGGAUUUGGUGAUAGACUGCUGAGUGAAGUAAAGAAAUUGGCACCAAAAGAUAUAAAAAUAAAGAUCUCUGCUCCUCAAGAGAGGCUAUACUCCACAUGGAUAGGAGGUUCUAUUCUGGCAUCACUUGACACAUUUAAGAAAAUGUGGGUAUCCAAGAAAGAGUAUGAGGAAGAUGGAGCCAGAGCAAUCCACAGGAAGACAUUCUAAAGCACUUGUCAGAGUUGAUCCAUACACAAACUCACUCUGAUGUAAACCUUGCUUGUCUGGGUAUGGUGUAUGCCUGUGAAAAGGUGAAUGUGUGUGUAAUAUGAGAGCACAGAGGAGAUACAAAGACUGGUUUUGGGACACGUGAUCAAAAAUAAGAGGUUUUGGUCAUUUUUACUGUUUCUCCAACCCCACCCCCCCAUCCCUCUACUCUCCCCUCCAAUUGUGUUGUCAUUCUUUGUUAACAUAUUUGAUGUAGGAGUCCAGCUACAUACACUAAAAUAUGCCAAGUGUGUUUGGCUACAUCCACUCUCUGUAAUUUCUUUGAACUUUUGAUCAUAAGCCAGAGUUAGCAGUGAGAGGAAAUGAAAGCUCCUGAGGUAAUUGAGUGGAUGUUAAAAGUGCGGUAUGAAUGGUAAUUUUUAACAGGCUUUUGUUUCUAUUGCUUUUGAGACUGGUAAGGAAUUUGUAACCUAUUGUGUGUAGACAAUUUGCACGUCCUGAUGUUCCUGAAUUUUUUUAAGAAAUAUAUCAGCAGAGCUCUGUAUGAAUAUAUAUAUCCCAGUGCUUUUGGUCCAUGUCUAGUAACACUAACAUAUACUGGCUUGUGUGCCCACUAGAUGAGGUACUACUUACCCCUGCAGGCUGCAAGCAUUUUGUGAUAUUUAGUCAGGUGCUAAUGGAAAUAACGAACCAACAGGAAAACCAUUAGGAAAAAAAAAGACUUGUGGUAAAGUUGUGCGGCAUGUAAAAUAAUUUUAAGUUAUUUUUCUUUAUUCUUCUAUCUAAAUGUUUUAAGCUAAGCCUCUACAAACAGGUCAGAAACCUCAGCUUAAACAUUGGUUGCCGCAUGCAAGAAAUGUAAUGUAUUUUAAAAAAAAAGUCAGUAAUAAUAGGCAAAAAGUAAAUGCAAGGUGGUUUAAAGCCAAACACAAACAGGUAUCAUUCAAUUCAAUUCAUUCAGAUUGCCACCCCUGGUUAUAUCGUGCACAGCUCUGGUUUGCUAACUCUUGGUCCUAGGAAAGGAAUGCAAAUGGUGGUUCGGGUUGCAGUUGUUUUAAAUAUUUAUUUCCCAACCAUUGGCACUGCAGGGGUGGGGUGGUGGGUGAUGGGUUUGGGGUGGGGGGAGAAAAAAAAGGAUAUUGUAAUUCGAGUUGAUUAGAAUCAGGAACAAAAUUCAAACCUAUGGCGGAGACCCUUCCUCUUAAUAACACUCUCAUAAUGUCUAGCAUGAGAGAAACAAAAAAGUGUUUAUUUUAAAAUGAAAAUCUGGUGUUAAGCCUUAGAACUGUUUGUAGUGUCACUUGUAUCACUACAGUUGAGCAGUAAUACAUGAUGUUAUAAGUGCCAGUCAUUUUUUUAAACAAGUACAGCUGUUAAUGUCAACUGUAAUGAAGGGAACUGCUGUCAUACCACUGAACAUGUUCUGCUCAGAGUAAAUAUGACAACACGGUAGAACAGGCUGUUUUUAUUGUUUAGAGUUCAUUUGAAUGGUAGACUAAAUUGUUUAAAAAUUCUUACCUUAGCACAUAUAUGUCUUGGCAAGUCACCAAAAUUGACUAAGAACACCACUGGCAUUAGCUUGUCAUGGCUGCUGUAGAUCUAGGUCUCCUGUAUGAUGGUGAAGAGUUUGAAUAGGUCCAUUCUGACUGUAGCUUUUAUUACGUUAUCAUCCAAUGUUUUACCAUGCAAAAGUAUUGCGAACUGUGCUGCCAGGUGAUGCCACUGUACUUGAAAACCUUUAAAUAAAGCUAUUCAAAAGCA
Carcharodon carcharias (great white shark) is the source of this 2966-nucleotide messenger RNA. Its product is annotated as alpha-centractin. Lineage: Eukaryota; Metazoa; Chordata; Chondrichthyes; Lamniformes; Lamnidae. The coding region runs from base 12 to 1205 and encodes 397 amino acids. The transcript has 11 exons. The record is from RefSeq and is a predicted model, not a curated record.